GGACGCUAUUAGGGGCUCCUGGCAUCGCUACUAGGAGCAAGGACGCUACUGGGGGCUCCUGGCCGUACUACUAGGAGCAAGAAGCUACUAGGAGAUGAUAGUCUUGUGCUUUCAGCUAGUGCUUUCGCCUGCAGCUACUGCAGCUCUGAUCCUCGGCCGCCCCAGCCCACCGACGCCUGCUGCGAACUGCACUUUGCGUUGUUUGUUCUCCCUUGCAGCUCAUGCACGGUCUUAUCCAUGUGAUUUUCCGUGGUUUUGUCGUGGACAAGUUCGGCGAGAGCGCAUGGAAAGAAAUCUUGAAGCGGGCGGGUGUUGAGGACGAAUCAACCAUUUUGGAGAUGAAGCACUACGAUGAUGGGCUUACGAUGGCAGCUGUGAAGAUCGGAGCUGAAGUGGCAGGGGCGCCUUUGGAAGCCGCCCUGGAACUUUUUGGAAGCUAUUUCGUGGACUAUGCAGCAGGAGCUGGCUUUAUCAGAUUGCUCCGUUCGUUGGGUUCAAACCUACACGAGUUUUUGGGCAACUUAAACAUCCUACAUCACAAUGUCGAGAGGGAUCUCCCAGCAGCUGUGUUUCCUAUCUUCGAGGUCGGCCAGAUUGAGUGGAUCAAUGACUACAAAUACACAUUUAGGAUGGACUACGCAAGCAGCAGAGCCGGUCUUGGUCCACUUCUAAAGGGCGCACUUCAUCAAGCUGUGGGCAAGCUGUUCAACUCAACCUUGGAAAUAAAACCUUUGGACGCUGCAGCGAUGAAAUCUGCAAGUUUUGCUCCAUCUGCUGAAGCUGCAAACGAGCUCCAUUGGAAUUUGACGGUUACACUGCCCCAGGAGAAGACUGAGACGGACGCCACGCCAGUGGAUACAUCAGCAGCACAAAACGGAGCGCCAAGUGCUGCUCAAUCCUCUUUCAGUUUCUUCGACUUUCACGCGGCCCUAGCUUCAGCUUGGUGCUGCUGCGCGCAGAGUCAGAAGGAUGAGGUGAUGGUGACAGUCAAUUCCCAACCAGUUGCUGAAGACUGGGUAGACAAUGUGAGGGCUGUGCUGGCAGAGAAGCGUGACAAGAUCGAUGCCAUUACCAGCAAGCAUCCCACGAGAAUCGAUGGCCAACACCUGUAUUUCUCUCUUGAUGCAGUAGACCGUGUCCGAGUUGGUGCCACACUCUUCAGGGCUUCAUCUGCUGACCUGGUAUCAUCCCCAUGGACCGAUUUGGUGGAGCUUGACAAGACCGAGUUCUUUUGGGGUGCGUACACCAAGUUGGACAACUUCUAUGCAAUUUCUGAGGAUUGGCUGGUGGAGAAGACAGUGAAUGGCCAGACCAAAUUUCAGAAGCGGGGCAAGAUCCGCUUCUUAUCGCAGUCAUGGGGCAUUCCAAAGGAAUGGGAUGACUUGAUGGGAGCAGGCAGCUAUGCUGAGGCAAAGGCAGCAGAAAUUUGCUGCAUAGCGAAGGAUAUUGCUGCUCGAGAGUUGGGCGACACCACCAGGUGGAAGGAGGUUUAUUUUUGGGUGGACAAGUGCUGCAUCCCGCAGGGCGACCAGGAACUCACCGGCUGGUGCGUGAACUUGCUCGAGGAGUACAUCAUUUUUUGUGAUGGUCUUGUCGUGCUUGUGCCCUGGACCUAUUUCACCAGGCUCUGGUGUGUCUACGAGUGGGUUUGCUUCUUGCUUUGCCAUGAUCCCAUGGACAUCGAGAUUUGCGCAGAUCCCUUUGUGCGUGAAAGCACGUUGCCCUUGUUCAUCGAAGCCAUUGGAAACUUCAAGCUUGACUCCUGCCAGUGUUUCCGCGAGGCAGACAGGCCCAUUCUGUACAACAAAGUCGAACAAUACUACAAAUCUAUCGAUGCCUUUGAGAAGUUCUUGAAGUUCACCGCCAUUGCCUUGUUUGUGCGGUGCACCGCGCAGCGGCGUUCUGCUAAAGCAGUGUCUGCGUUGGAGCCGUGGCGAUUCCUGGCGGAGAAACAAGGGUUUCGCACCCUUGCUGACCGCAUCAUGGAGGUGAUGGAUUUGCUGCCACAGUGGCGCGACGGAGCAGUGAAGAGUGCCACCGGCGGUGGGACAAAUGAUGUGCAGACAGCAGUGCUGCACCAAGUGGAGGAAUGGUUCAGAGCCAGGAUGGUUCCCAUGAUCGUGCAGAUGAGAAAGGAAGCUGCAACUGAAAGCGGUCUCCAAUACAUUGAAGAUCUUCGGACAGCGGCCAAAGAGGUGUUGGUCCAGGAGGAUGAGCUUGAUGACGAGCGUGUCAAGGAAGCGCAGCUUUGAGGGCCUGAAACUCGCAAACAGGAACCUGGCUGACGUUCUUUUCUCCUGUUGUGAUGGAGUGAGUACUGUAUAUAGUCUAUAUAGUGCUCUUUUUCUCUCAUUUGUCUGUGCAACAAGCUCAGCAGCAUGUCAAAGACAUGCAUCGUUCCCACUGCAUUCCCUUUGAUUGGACAAAUGUCCAGAUUGCACAUGGUCAAACAUGGUCAAAUUGCC
Messenger RNA from Durusdinium trenchii, 2465 nucleotides. The record is from the annotation of a GenBank genome assembly. Lineage: Eukaryota; Dinophyceae; Suessiales; Symbiodiniaceae.